AUGAAAUUAGGCAACCAAAAACAAAUUGAAAUUGCUACUGAAGGUGAUUUGCUGACCAGAGAACGUCUUUGUUGUGGCUUAUCAAUGUUUGAGAUAGUGUUGUCACGUAUAAAGUCUUUCUUGGAUGAUGAGAUUUGGCAUGGCACACAACCAUCGAAUGGUGUCAUGAAUAUCGAUGAAUGCACAGAGUUCCAUCGACUGUGGAGUGCAAUACAGUUUGUCUUCUGUAUUCCCGUUGGAGAAAACGAAUUUACUGUUGAAGAAUUAUAUGGUGAAGGUUUGAAUUGGGCCGGUUGUGCCCUGAUUGUGUUGCUCGGCCAACAGCGAAGAUUUGAGGCCCUCGAUUUUUGCUAUCAUAUACUUAAAGUGAACAGAGUUGAUAUGAAGGAUGACAAUGUCAAAGGAAUUAUGCUGAAAAAGAUGGUUGACCGCAUCCGCAAAUUCCAAAUCCUGAACAACCAAAUAUUUGCUGUUCUUAACAAGUACCUGAAAUCCAGUGAUGGAGACAAUACCCCUGUAGAACAUGUUCGCUGCUACCAGCCACCUAUUCAUCAGUCACUGGCAACAACCAUCUAG
Acanthosepion pharaonis is the source of this 576-nucleotide messenger RNA. The record is from the annotation of a GenBank genome assembly. NCBI's taxonomy places the organism in Eukaryota, Metazoa, Mollusca, Cephalopoda, Sepiida, Sepiidae.